CAGACAGAAUGCUUGAUAUGGGAUUUGAAGGUUAGUUGGUUCUCUCUGUUUUUUUCCUGUUCGAACACAAUUUCUUUCCGUUGUAACUUUUGUCAUGCAUGGAAGCGUCCUCAUGUACCGUACUUCACACAAUACUGCAGAGGAUGUCAAAUACAUCAUAUCAACUUGCAGGUCCAAAGACGAUGGGAGACAGACAGCGAUGUUUUCUGCGACAUGGCCAGCAAUCAUUCAGGAGAUCGCAAUGAAUUACAUGAAUGAUCCUGUGCGGCUCUAUGUCGGUUUUGAAGGCAUUGUAGGAAGUAAUGGAGAAAAUUGCAUCGAUGAUUCGCUUUCGGCGAACAAGCGAGUGACCCAAACCAUCGAAGUUAUCGAAGACCGACCUCGAGAAAACCGACUUAGGGAGAUCUUGCGAAACAAUAGGAGCAAGAAAAGAAUUCUUGUUUUCGCCCUCUACAAAAAAGAGGCAGAACGUAUGGAAUACCAAUUGCAACGCGAUGGUUUCAGCGUUUGUUCGAUUCAUGGAAACAAGCACCAGGCUGCUCGAACUCAGGCCUUGGCUGACUUUAAGCAAGGCAAUAGCCAGAUAAUGGUUGCCACAGAUGUUGCUGCGAGAGGAUUGGACAUUCCCGACGUUGAGUUGGUGGUAAACUACACUUUCCCUCUGACUAUUGAGGAUUAUGUUCAUCGAAUUGGUCGUACAGGACGUGCUGGAAAGAAGGGUUUGAGUAUCACCUUUUUCCAACCCUCAGAUAAAUCUCAUGCCGGGGCACUUCAACAAGUUAUGAAACAGGCGGGUCAGGAGCCACCGGAGCCCCUGAUGAAGUUUGGAAGUACCAUCAAGAAAAAGGAGCACAAGCUCUACGGAAACUUUGGGCCACGGGGAGGUGCUCCCAUGAAGAAACCAACCAGGAUUGUCUUCGACUAGACCUCAUCUCGUUGAUUCGUCAUUCUAUCAACUCUAUAACUUUUUCGUAACUCGCGUUGCCAAAUGUUGCCACCCGCAGAAUUUAGGGGGGGGGGGGGGUUCUUUGCUACUACUACUCCACUACUCCUUCAUUUAUUACAUUCCUCUCAUUAUGAUAAGAAUAAAAAAAAAUCUUCAUA
Molecule: messenger RNA, 1104 nt
Organism: Pseudo-nitzschia multistriata
Lineage: Eukaryota; Bacillariophyta; Bacillariophyceae; Bacillariales; Bacillariaceae
Source: the annotation of a GenBank genome assembly